Penaeus monodon (black tiger shrimp) is the source of this 1434-nucleotide messenger RNA. Its product is annotated as SURP and G-patch domain-containing protein 1-like. The transcript has 7 exons. Bases 208 to 933 code for a protein of 241 amino acids. Gene Ontology annotation, molecular function: RNA binding. The record is from RefSeq and is a predicted model, not a curated record. Gene Ontology annotation, cellular component: nucleoplasm. NCBI's taxonomy places the organism in Eukaryota, Metazoa, Arthropoda, Malacostraca, Decapoda, Penaeidae.
AGUUUGCUAGUUUCUCUCUCAGCUGGUUCCAGUGAAGAUGACAGUUGCAAGAGCCAUGACAGAGAGGAACAACAGGUUAAGAGGAGGAAGAGUCGCUGGGAAGACUCCUCCCCUACCAAUGUGCCUACUGUGCUGCCUGCACAAGCUGCUCCCAUCGCCAGUCCCACCCCAAACACAAGUGUGAAUUUAAGCGUGCCAGCCAGUUUAAUGGGCAUGAUUGGGGAGGGUGAACACUAUGAAGCCAUCCAUGGAGUCAUGGUCACAAAAUUAACCAGAAAUAAUCCGGCCAUUUAUGCAUAUGCCAAGAGAGUCUUUAGCACGACAGACCUAACUGAAGCACAGUGGAAGCAGUGUGAAGACCAGAUGAAGAUGAAUGUAGUGUUCCAAUUGCUGCAAGCCAAGAAAAAAGAAAGUGAGCGAUUGGCUAGACAGGGAAAGGUCAAGUAUGAGUAUGAUUCUGAUGAAGACACGGAAGGUGGGACAUGGGAACAUAAGAGACGCCUUCAGGAAAUGCAAGAGACUCAAGCCAAGGCUGCCGAGCUAACUACCAUGGCCGAGGGAAAGCAUCACAUAGGAGAUUUUUUACCCCCAGAUGAGUUAGCCCGAUUCAUGGAGAAGUACCGUGCAAUAAAAGAAGGUCGGGAUCCUGACUUAUCAGACUACCAGCAACACAAGUUGACAGAGGACAAUGUUGGCUACCGGAUGUUGAAGAGUAUGGGCUGGACUGAAGGCAUGGGUCUCGGUGCAGAAGGAAAGGGCAUUACCACUCCAGUCAAUCAAAAUGGUCGGUCUGAGAGUCAAGGAUUGGGUGUCGAGAGACCAGACAAUUUAAACGAGGAUGACGAUGAAUACGAUGCAUAUCGUAAACGUAUGAUGUUAGCAUAUCGAUUCCGGCCAAAUCCUUUGAAUAAUCCACGUCGUGCAUAUUACUGAUGUCAGCAGGUGCUAGUUUAUGGUACCAUGAAAUUGAUAAUUUCUGAUGGCAACUGUAGGCAUUUAAUAAUGAUUAUUGGUAUAAGUAUUAAUGUAUCCAGUGUGAUGUUACUGAUAAGAGCAACAUUAUGACCAUGUCAAUAGUUAGCACAGUCUGUUAGCAUAUUUUUGGAUUUAUGCAAUAGUUAUGGUUUGAAAAAGAUUUCUUAGCUUGAAGCAUAUGCUUUUAACAUGUGGAAGGCAAUCCUUGGGAUGUACUUGCUAACAUUCCUCAUGAUAUAUAGUCACUACUUUAACAAAUUUGCAAUUUCUGGACAGAAAAUAUAGCUCAGCAUAUACUGUGUAUGAUUUUUUUUUAAGACCAACAAAUGUGUUAUACUAUAAUUUUAUUCUGAAAUUUCUUUUGUUGUGUAUUAAUGCUCAAACCUUGAUGUCUGACAUUAUAUAUAUAAGGAUUUUAGUGUAUACAGAUAUGUAUUGAAUAUAAAACUGUGUUGGAUG